Talaromyces amestolkiae is the source of this 4365-nucleotide messenger RNA. RefSeq lists its product as uncharacterized. Gene Ontology annotation, biological process: ribosome biogenesis. The coding region runs from base 1 to 4365 and encodes 1454 amino acids. Gene Ontology annotation, cellular component: nucleolus. The transcript has 5 exons. NCBI's taxonomy places the organism in Eukaryota, Fungi, Ascomycota, Eurotiomycetes, Eurotiales, Trichocomaceae. The record is from RefSeq and is a predicted model, not a curated record.
AUGGCUCCUAGCAAAGAGAUUGCCGGUCCGUCGCAGGAAGCGCUGUUGAAACUCGAGAAAAGUACAGAGGACAGCGACAGACAACUCGCCGCAGCAGCACAAAUCUUGAAACUAGACCUCUCUGACACUAGCUCUCCGCUACCGAGUUCGAAUACAAUCGAGUUGAUCACCCGACCGGCUCCAAAGGAAGAAUGGGUGUUGAGAUGGCUACUUAAAAGACUAAAGACUACAACAUACCGAGUACAUCCUCGUUCAUACAUUCUUUUACAACAGCUUUUGCAACGAAUUUCCCGAAGGGCAAUCGCCUCAACUUUUGUGGAGUACAAAUUUGCGCAGAUAUUGAAGAACAUCGUGGACGAUUUGAAUAAUGCGGUCUUCAAGUCGCUCUCAGAUGGCGCAAACCGAAUAUCUUCCGACUCAGAGACCAGUGAGACUGUCCAAGGAUCCCCGGUUCGGUCGAAGAAACGAAAGAGAGGAAAUGACAGUGCCGAUGCGGACAACGACAUUGUUAUGUACGAUGCGGGCAACCGAGAGUCACAAUCGGAACGGGCAAUUCUUGCUUAUGGUCGAUUUUCGGACGCUUUUUAUGUUCUCAUGAACCUAGUCAAUACCCAGAGUGAUCGAGGAGAUGUGUCACAGUUUCAUCUACAGCAAUCACUCCGACUGGAUCCUGCAAUCGCUGCCGAGAUACUGGGCAAAUUAAUCAGACUGUUUGCUGGCCUAAUCGUUGAAUAUGCAAAGGAGAAGAAAAGCGAUCAGCUGCAACACUUAUCGAAGACUGCUACCGUAUAUUUUAGUCUGUGGGAUCUUAAAAAAGUGGGUAUCAAUGGUAUCGACAAGAGUUCCAUAAAUACUGCAUUCUCGGAAUCUUGUUUCCUGGAAGUGCUGAGGCUACAUCGUCUUGUAGUCUCGUCUGGUGCAGAAAGUGACGAUGCUCGUUUCAUAACACGUUCUAUCGAGAAACUCAUUGCGCUUCAUGUUAUCCUCCCCGCGCGAAGUCUGUUCAUGGAACGAGGCGGAUCAGGUAUAGAUUAUUCAAAAGCUGAAGAUCCUGACUGGAGCGCCGUACAGCCAGUCACCGCAACCUUCAAACCGCUCUUUGAAGACCGCGCACCAAUAGAUAUAAAAUGCAACGGAACAGAUAUCGGCUCUGUUGACGAAAACUCAUGUAGCUUCCCUGCAACCUGGAAGCCAGCAGAACUUAUUCCGACUUUCUACGAUAUCGUUGCGAGGUCUGUACCAAGAGAUUCAUUCCGCCGUCAGAAUGCCGAGGCGUCAUGGCUCGAGACUGUCUUCGUGGCUCUAGCAGAGCUGGCUUACUCCAGUACGCAGCAGCUCGGCGGUAAUACUCUUGGAUUCAUAUCACUAUUAGAACAAUUAUUCAUCGUUGUCCGUGCUCGAAAAAUAAGCCUGUCUCCGAACACCUUCCUCACCCAUGCUUCCUACACAGGACUUUUGAAAGGAAAAGAAGAUCCCCAACAAGUUCGGUGGAGUUUGACAAUUCUGUUGAUGGAGCUUGAGAGCGAUAUUUUUCUACCAAACUCUGGAUUCAAAGAUUCAAGUCGUCUUCUAGAUGCCCUGUUUUUAUCUCUGCAUCAUAUCCGGGGGAACAUGAGCGAUCAAAAGACUUAUCAGCUUGUCAAAGAGAAGGUAGUAAUACCUUUGAUUCGAGCAUUUGCCGGUGCCAGAGAUCUCCCAACGUUUGCCGGGUUCUGGUAUGAGCAGUUGCGUGAGAUAGAAGUUGCACGCAACGACUUGGCGUACUCGGUGUGGGAGGACGAUGAUGUUCUCCUUGUUUAUCAAGAGGCAUUGAGGGGCUCUAUAAGCGAUACAUUCUUGAAAACGCAGAUUGAGACAGCCAUUUCUACUGUGACAAAAUCGGGACAUAUUUCAAAAGCGCCAGACUCAUACGCCUAUUUCGUCAUCCUGGAAGCAGGCACUCGUAUAUGGGGACAGAGUGGACUGCCAGGUUUACGCAUUGACCUGGUGACUGGUUUGAUGGAAUCACUGCACAAAACAUUGUCGAAACGCAAAGGAGACAGGCACUGGCUUUGGCGUUUGUGGAGGGUGGCUCGGAACUUGAUGCCGAUAGGCCUCAAGAGUACAUUCAACACCCCGAACGAGCUUGCAGACAAGUUCAAACGCGAAGCCUUGGUUGUAGCAAAUUUUUCAACUGGACCAACAAAGCUCAGAUCUGGCUGGAAUGGUCAUCAAGAGAGCUUCGAAGCCUGUCAAUUUUUGGUGUCGCUGAGCAAAGAAUUAUACCAUGGCAAUUCACCUGAACGAAGAGAGAUCCUACACGUUAUCAUCAAUUGCCUAACAGGAUCAUCAAGCUCUAUCUUUGAGGCUAAACUGGAAGGAUGGAACGGACGUUAUAAGGAUAUUAAUGGACUAGCUCAGCAGGCGACUGCUGUCAUUGAGUGCCUAUUAGAGCAUCCAGAUCUUCUAUCUGAGCUGGUAUUUGAAGACUUGAAAUGCUUUGUCAAGUUUUUCUGGGAUCUUGCCUCAUCUUCCGGCCAAGACUGGAAGCAUCAGAUCCCUGAGAUCACCGAGUAUACUCCAUCAUUGGCCUCGGGAGUUGCACGCUCCCUUUGUGAGUUGUUUAUGGAAAUGGUAGAGAGUGAACAAACACAGCCGGUGAUUGUUCGGUAUCUACCGGGCAUUGUUCAGGACUUACCGGGUAUUCCAGUUCGUCAUCAGGAGGUGCCUAAAUUCAAAGACACGAUUGAAGCUCUACUGUCGAAAGUGGAUUAUCCUGUUGAUUUCGUCCCUCACAUGGUGUCUUUGAUAAAUGGGUGGUGUCAAGAGUCGAGACAGGUUGGGUCAGAGAUACUAGAAUGGAUUACAUCGGACAUCUCUUUGCAAGACUCGCCUAUGGAUAUGCGCACAAUCGAGUCGUUUCGAUCCUUGAUCCGCACGGCGUUUGAGUGCGAAUACAAAGCUUGCAAGUCACCAGCAGAAACUGGAAAAUUUCUAAAACGCUUUUAUAAACUCACGACAUCCCGAGUUGAAUCAUCCACAAAGCAGUUGGAAUCGAGUGUCAAGAAUAAGGAUCAACCAUCAACUCUUGCGCCUAUCUUCGUUGGGGCGUCCCUGCGGUUGCUGUGGGAAAAGCGGGAAGAAAUGUCGAAAACAAUGGACGACAUAGCUCGUCAGCGCGAGAAAAUUUUUGGUCUGUUGCUGAGUCGUCUUGAUAAAUGUACCAAGACUCUACGACGGAAAUCGCACCCUGAAGCGGCUAUUAUACUUGCCACGACGCAUCAGAUGAUGGAAGACUUUGACGAUCUCGCAGCUCAGAAGACAGAACUUGACAAAGCCUCGACGGAUUUAGGAGAGAAUGAUCCGGUAUUGAUUAACGGCAUUAAAUACAUAACCCAACGGCGGAAAGUUGCUCGAGCAGCUACAAGUGAUAGCUUGGGCUUCAACGAAUCGACUUUACUACAAGGUAUUGAUCUAUGUCGAAUGCAAGCCUGUGAACAGACAUAUUUGGUGCGAGAAUUUACGACGAAGUUGAAAGAUAUGAGUAAUGCAGACCGCAUCAAAGCUAUUGGCGAAUUCAAGACAGCUGGAUUCGAAUGUUCAGAAGGGGCUAGCCGACUGCUACUCAGUGGAUUGGCUGCUUCAGCUCUCAACGAAAUCACAGAAAAAGACAGUGCUGAAGCACGAGGAGUAUCGUCACUAUGCACUGCCGUUACGCACGUCCUACAGCAUAGUAUCGAUGAUAUUGAGAGGUUUUCACUUGCAGCGGAGAACGUGGAUAUCAUUCUGCGCUUGCACUCGCGAGGAGUGACACAGUAUAACAUCGACAGCUGUCUUGCGGCAGUCACUGCGACGAUGUCAAAGAUACAUUCCCUGCGUGAGACAAACCAUAUAUCGACCAAGUCUCAGCUCGGCGGCCGGUUCCACCUCUUAAUCCCGGCACUGCAAAGUCUUCUCAAAGCGCUGUUUGCUCCGAGCCAAAAGCGCUAUCAAAAAGGUGGAGCUGCUCUCGGGAUCUCUCAUACCGUUCAAUUCACUCGCCUUCUUACAUCCCUCUGCGAUCCUACCGUAUCCGCAGUAUCCCGACCAAGCCGCCCUACCGGCAACAGUAACAACAGCUUAAUCGACCAGACCAAAAAGGCCAAAGUGAUUGCGGGCCAACACCUCCGAAUCCUGAUUGAGAGCUACGCACAGAAUAUGUUGGAAGCGCCACUACAGCCCGAGAUCAAGACAGCAUUAGCACCGGGACUGUACGCGAUACUCGACGCAAUGCCGGCAGAGAGCAAACGGGGAUUGAAUGCGGGGAUGGAUAUUUCGUCUCGGGCGAUUUUCAAGACUUUGCAUGAUGAUUAUGUCAGGUUUGGAAAGUGGAACAGCAAAGGAUGA